AUGAUUAUCAUCCCAGAAAAUGAGGAGCUCAUCGACCAGCCGUUCAAGUCGGAGGCCGAUUUAGAGGCCGAGGCUCAACUUGCUCAAUUAGAGGACCUGCGGGGAAAGGCAAAUGCACUCUUGUUUGAUCAAAUGCAACUCAAACUGGAGACCGCUCCAUAUGAUGCUAGAUUUCCACACCAGAAUCAAACCAAACAUUGCUGGCAAAAUUACGUAGAUUAUCAAAAGUGCAUUCGCGCUAAGGGCGACCAUUACAAGCCUUGUGAACAUUUCAGAUGGAUCUAUAAAAUCAUGUGUCCGCCUCUCUGGGUAGGGACGCUCAUGGUUUUCUGA
This is a messenger RNA of Mitosporidium daphniae, 333 nucleotides long. Its product is annotated as polypeptide vib of cytochrome c oxidase. The transcript has a single exon. Lineage: Eukaryota; Fungi; Microsporidia. Gene Ontology annotation, cellular component: respiratory chain complex IV; mitochondrion. The record is from RefSeq and is a predicted model, not a curated record. The coding region runs from base 1 to 333 and encodes 110 amino acids.